Messenger RNA from Cajanus cajan (pigeon pea), 803 nucleotides. RefSeq lists its product as uncharacterized. NCBI's taxonomy places the organism in Eukaryota, Viridiplantae, Streptophyta, Magnoliopsida, Fabales, Fabaceae. The record is from RefSeq and is a predicted model, not a curated record.
CUUGUGUUGAUAACACAAAAGCAAGAAACGGAAGCCGAAGAAGAAUUUUGCAGUUUCCCCCAUUUCAGCAAAGCCUCGGAUCUCUAUCGUACGGUAAUGGCGGCCAUGAUUUCACGAAGGUUAAGAUUAACCUUAACCUCUUCCCUCCUAAAGCCCCCACACUCUUCUUCUUCUUCAACCAAUUUCUUAUCCAACAUCCCUAAAACCCCAAUUCCCCCAAACCCCUUUCCACGCCCCACGCUCCUCAGGUUUCUCUCAACCAAAGACUCCAACCAAAUCCCAAGCCCAGGCCCAGGCCAAGGCCCAAGCCCAAGCCCAAGCCCAUACCCGAGCCAGAACCCAAACUUCAAGCAUCAGGAGAUCGAAGGGCCGACGGUGGAGCGAGAUCUGUCGUCGGUGGCGAAGGAGACGCGGGAGGUGCUGGAGUCGAUGAUGAAGAACAUGUACAAGCUAAGCGGCGUGGUUUUGGGCCUGGGCCUGGUCCACCUGGGCCUGGGGGCGUGGAUAACGUACCUGACUAAGUCGGAGCCGAUGGCGGAGGUGACGACGCAGAGCCUCCUUGCGUUCGCGUUUCCGUUCUCGGUGGCGUUCGUGGUGCGGCGCGCGCUGAAGCCCAUGCACUUCUUCAAGAAGAUGGAGGACCAGGGCAGGCUGCAAAUUCUCACGCUCACGCUCCAAGUCGCUAAGCAGUUCAAUACUCUCUUUCUCAGGCUUCGUGUGGUUUCGAUCCUCUGCGUCGCUGCCGUUGCUGUGGGAGCGCUCGCUGCUGUGUCUUCAAGAUGGGCCUGAUUUUUUUUUUUUUU